Messenger RNA from Kuraishia capsulata CBS 1993, 486 nucleotides. RefSeq lists its product as uncharacterized. Lineage: Eukaryota; Fungi; Ascomycota; Pichiomycetes; Pichiales; Pichiaceae. The record is from RefSeq and is a predicted model, not a curated record. The transcript has a single exon. The coding region runs from base 1 to 486 and encodes 161 amino acids.
AUGAGUGCUUUGACAAUCGACAAGCCUCGAAUUCGAGACUCGAAGUUUGUGAAGUCCUAUUUUUGUUUGUCAGUGGUGGGCAUAUGCAUAUCGUUGUUUCUUGUGUGUGUCUAUCCUUACACAUAUGAUCAUGAAAACACCUCUACGGCAGAAGCAAAGCUUGGCCAGAUAGGAUGGCGUACAAGUCUUGUUCAGCUAAUUGCUGAUGUACCCAAACUUCUGGCUGAUAUGGCGACAAUCUCAUAUUCUUCCUUACUUAUGUUAAAGAUGAUGGUAGUGCGUUCUUCGGCAAAAAAGAUUACUCUGAUUGUGGAAUAUGAUUUGGAGUCGAAGUCCAAUGGAAUGAAGGAUAAGGUUGUUGAUGUGAAAGAGGAAUUUCCUACUUGGUCAGCUUUUAUGGCCGCGGGUGGUCCCUUAGCAGCUUUGGUGUUUAUUAGUGAUUAUACAUCAAUAGUAGGUAAAGAGACCGGCUGGAGUUUUCAAUAG